Plasmodium gallinaceum is the source of this 225-nucleotide messenger RNA. The record is from the annotation of a RefSeq genome assembly. NCBI's taxonomy places the organism in Eukaryota, Apicomplexa, Aconoidasida, Haemosporida, Plasmodiidae.
AUGAAUAUAAAAAUAGGGUAUGUAUUAAAAAUUUUAAAUAAAAAUAUUAAAUUGAUUUGUAUUUCUUUUUAUAGAUAUAAUAUUAAAUAUAAAAAAUUAAAAUUAAUAAAUAAAUUUAUUACAGUUUAUGAUAAUAGAAAUGAAAUUGUUAAAAAUGAUUAUAUAUUAUUUAAAUAUUAUAAAAAAAGUAAAUAUUGUAAUUUUAAAGUAGUUAAAAUAUUAUGA